This is a messenger RNA of Xenopus laevis (African clawed frog), 2998 nucleotides long. RefSeq names its product dnaJ homolog subfamily B member 2-like (gene dnajb2.S). Lineage: Eukaryota; Metazoa; Chordata; Amphibia; Anura; Pipidae. The record is from RefSeq and is a predicted model, not a curated record. The coding region runs from base 1213 to 2223 and encodes 336 amino acids. The transcript is spliced from 9 exons.
GUUGUAAAGCCGAUUGGCUAGGCGGGUAACAGCAUGUCUGAUAUUUUCUGGAUGUUUCUUGAUCAGCUGAGCCUGACGUCAAGACAGAGGUGAUAUAAACACAUGUGAAUAAGACCUGACUGGUAAAGGUACGAACACAGAGUGAGUGGAACCAGGUACAGGGAGAUAGAGGCAGUAAGAGUAGCACGAGCUGGGACAGAGAACCACAGGCAGGGUGAGUGACAGCUACAAGGAGACAUCCAGAGACAGUAACAGCCAUGAUGAGUGACAGCAGUUACAAGGAGACACCCAGAGACAGUAAAAGGCAGGGUAAGUGACAGCAAUUGCAAGAAGACAGCCAGAGACAGUAACAGGCAGGGUGAGUGACUGCAGUUACAAGGAGACAGCCAGAGACAGUAACAGGCAGGGUGAGUGACUGCAGUUACAAGGAGACAGCCAGAGACAGUAAUAGGCAGGGUGAGUAGCACAGGAGCGAGUGAAGGGGCAGCAGGGCAGAUCUCUCAGGAGACAGCAGAAAUACCUGUAUUCCGGGAGGAGACCUAUUUGUCAGGCCCCCCUCAGGGGCUGGACUAUCAUAAAGAACAGAGGUUAGCUAACUGUGCUUGGAAAUGUGGGCCUGAAGUAAUUAAAAUGCUAUAGAUUAAGGUUGCCUGGGGAAUUAAAGGUUAAUAGAGACGCAGUUUUCCUCAGAGUGGCAGAAAAAAGCAGGACUGCUCAGGAAUUAGUAUUAUUAUAUUGUCAAUGUCCUGGCUAGAGUGCUGACUGUAUAAAUGAACCCAGUAUUCUUCCUCCCUGUCAUGGACAUGUAGCACCCCUAGGCAUCAGUCACAUUCUAAAGGACAAGCUUGGGCUGAUGGUUAUUGGUUGAUGGUUGUGUCUGGAUCAAUGGCCUGUGCAUUAAUCGCCUUCCAUCUGGAGACUCCUACUGAUUCCCAUCCAUAGACCUCUGCUCAGCACCAGCCCUGGGUAUUCACUGACGGAAAGAGGGUCAUUGCAAAGAAUCCCACCAUGGUAGAUUAUUACGAUACCCUUGGGGUUCCCCGAAAUGCCACUCAGGAUGACAUUAAAUGAGCGUAUCGGAAGUUGGCAUUGCGCUGGCACCCAGACAAGAAUCCUGACAACAAGGAACAUGCAGAAAAGAAAUUUAAAGACAUUGCAGAAGCCUAUGAAGUCUUAUCAGACAGAGAAAAGCGAGACGCAUACGAUAAUCAUAUGACUUCAGGUUUCUCUGACGCAGGAUCAUUUAGGACCACAAGGGUCCAAAGACCUUUUGAUUUUGGAUUCCAGUUCCAUCGUCCAGAAGAUGUGUUCCGAGAAUUUUUUGGUGGGAGAGACCCCUUCUCUGAUAUGCUUGGUGAUGACUUCUUUAUGUUCUCCAAUCAGCCCCUUGGUGCUACUCAUCGUGCCAAUUCUGUGCCCAUGUUUCCAUCUACUUUCCCCUUUGGCAGCGAAUUCUCCUUUCACAGUGGAGGCCUUGGAGGGUCAGGGAAUUUCAGCUCAAUGUCUACAUCAACCAAGUUUGUUAAUGGCAAGAGAAUGACAACUAAAAAGAUCAUGGAAAAUGGUGUAGAGCGUGUGGAAGUAGAAGAGGAUGGGAAGCUAAAGUCUGUCUGGAUUAAUGGUGUUGAGGAUGAUUUGGCUCUGGCAAUUGAGCUGAGCAAAAGGGAUCCAGCCUCUCUGCCCAGAGCCAGCACCAGGACAUAUGGUACAUCAUACAAUGUACAUCGGCAUUCUUCACCAGAUACACCUGUGGUGCUGGACAGUGAUGAUGAAGAUGAAGAGCUUCAGCUGGCUAUGGCCUACAGUCUGUCUGAGUUUGAACAAUCCAGACAAUACCCAGAAGGUGUGCAGAGUAGGAAGAGAUUGAGAAAAGAGACAGGGUUUAAGGAGCAAGCAAAAGGGCAAUGUGGCUACAUGCCAAACUGUGAACAAAAGAAUCAUCUACAGGCAGGGGACCACCAAGGGAAGCAGGUGUCAGGAAUGCAGGCAGGGCACCAGAGGGAGCUGGGGGCAGAGAGGAGAACAGUAGGGCUGAGUCUGGGGAUAAAGACAACCCCAAACCUAGCAAAAGCAGAUGCUGUGUCUCCUGAUGAGUUGCACUUAGAUCUGUCCCCACCAGGAGGCACUAGGCUACUGCACCUAAACGUAUGUGCUCUGGAUUUGGGGCAAAAUACAAUCUCUUGUAUUGGUGGAUUAAGUAGAGCAAAUCUGUUGCCCAUCUAGUCCCAUGCUGCUUUGGGAAAAUUGUUGUGCCUUAUGUAUCCCUCAGGUACUCUGUAUCUGGAUGCUGGUUACAUAUUAUGGGGUAGCAUUUUUAUAUACCUCUACUUGAAAUGUAAAUAUUGCUGGUAGCCAGCCAGGUGUGAUAUAUGUACAAAAUAUUUUGAUUGGCUAAGGCCUCUAUCAUGCACUAUUUGCUUGUCUGCACCAUGGCUUUGCCUGUUAUUUCUGUACAAUAUUCCCCCCUUACGUAAUCAGUGCCCUUGGGAUCCCAUUGGGCAUAGUCCAUGCCCUUUGGUUUCAAUAUAUAUUGUAAUCAUGUAAUGCUUUGCAUUGCCUUUGACUGUGCUUAAAUGCUGCCAUACUGAACACUGUGCUUCUUUCAUUAGGUGUGUUCUGAGUCUGGAGUCAAACAAUUGCCCUCACGUUUUCCAGUCGCUGAGGGUAUAGGUGAACAUACUUGCCCCUUGCACCCUCUCAUUGCACAGACCAUCCUGCGACCCAGGGGCACUUCUUAUGCAAUAUAUUCACAGGUAUAGGGGUGCAUUGUCUGCAGUGCAUUUCUAUAAUGCUGAAGGAUAGACAGCUUUUAUCUGCAAUUAUAUUUACAAUUUAUAUACAGAAAUAUGCUUAUAAUUACCUUUUCUUUCAUUAUGCAAAAAUCAUUGGUUUCUUGGUUUAGUUCUGCCUUGGCUGUUGCCUUAUAAUUGUAAAAAAAAAACUGCUAAAAUACACUAAAAAAUACAUGAAAAAGUUUGGGAACCCCUCUCAGCCUGCA